Messenger RNA from Amoebophrya sp. A25, 1101 nucleotides. NCBI's taxonomy places the organism in Eukaryota, Dinophyceae, Syndiniales, Amoebophryaceae. The record is from the annotation of a GenBank genome assembly.
AGAAGACAACGGCUCCUCUUCUGGUGCUUCUGAAAGCGGUAUCCAGUUACGGCUAAAAAUGGAAGAUCACUAUUCUGACAAUAGAUUUUGUUUUUCAAUUUCACUAUCCUGAAUCAGUAGUAAGAGUAGGUGAAGUGCAAGUGUCCUGAGUGAGGACGUAGAUGACGUUCCACUUAGCUAUUCUUCCAGCUGAAUGAUCUAAAGGGGAAAUCAACAGCAAGAGGACGAAAGACGGCACUUAAGAACUCACUCACCGCGGAUUCGGAAGUGAUCAUCGACUACCUUUAAUCCAAGUUCGUCCGAAUACAGCUCCAGAUGGCGAAGGCAAUGCUUCUAGCGGACGCACGCCAAAAGUGGAUGCCGAAAAGGAGAAGCUACGGAGACUAGUGGCGAAACGAUUGCGACACGAUGAGUCUCUGCAAUGUAGCGUGAGAGCUUUGAAAGCUCAGGAAGCAUUAAUGGAAGCAGACGCUUUUCUUGUUAUGGAGGAUCUUCGCCCUCAACUUCAUUGAUUCUUUUUCUUGGCAGGCACAAAGAGAAAAACAAAUGUUUCGUCGUCGUGAUUAUACAUUGUAUGUUGUAGUGCAUCUUCUAUGCAUGACCGUGACGAAGGUCAGACAGACGGAUCAUGAAAGUGAACAAUCAAAUUCAAAUCGAAAGCACAUCAACAUCGAUCUUCAUCUAGUAUUCAACAUCUUCUAAUUCCCGCGACAAUCUUGGUCCUCACGGUCGUACGACCACCAGUGAGGCGCAGAUUGAGGCCGUCCGAAAACACUUGUUAAGGGUUUCCGAAUUGCAUUCCUCACUAGCAUCCCUAGCUCUUUUCCCGGUAGAAAAGAAGCCAGGGAUGUUCUGCGGAAUGUAAUUCCGUAACCUCUAAACUUGACUUUGCGCAGCUACUGCCCUGAAGGGACGAUGACUCCUCGAACCCUGUCCAAGAUGCAAGACGAGCAUCCGCAAUUUUUCUCUUCGUUCUUGAACAAUCUGAUCUUGAACAAGGAACGCCUAGUAAACGGAACCUUGCCAGCAGGGAAGAAGUUGGUGAAAUCACAUCUUGCUCUGUUGCAAGCAGCGGAUGAGAUCCACGAUCAUUUGUCGAAG